UGGGUUUCCAGCGCUGGCUGAUAGUGUGUUGGUUUUUUAUAGCCCUCAAAAAAAGGAUAUCACGCCGUUGAUGAAGGGAUGCAAGGAACAAACUUACCUAAGAACUUAGCUAGAUGGAAGCUGGGAAAAUGGCUGGAGGGUGGGGCAAAGGGAAAGCUGCCUUAAAGUCCCAUAAAAUGAAGCCUUUUCUUAGUUUUACAUUUUCCAAGCCUUGAUUUUUAGACAGAACUUUGCUUUUCCACUCAGCUAGAAUCUAAUUCUAUAUCUUGCCAUCAAAGUAAGUCUAGAAUUUGAUUUCAUUUAAGCAACUUGAAAAAGCCUAGCAGUACGUGGUGUGUGUUUAGUGUGAGCACAAAAAUCGAGCAUUCAUUUUCCUGAUUUUUCGUUUUACUUUUUAACAAUAACAAAAAAUUCAAAUAGAUUUCCCUGACCAAUCGCAAUUUUGCGUUUUUCCUUUUUUUUUUUAUAACUUCUAAUCUUAAAUUAAUAAGCAAGAAUAAUGCUCACCACUUUGGUGGUAAGAACGGUGGCCGUAUCAAUGACGAUCUACCUGACCAAUCGCGUUGGAGUUUGGGGCAAGACAGAGGAAACGGAUCGUCUGCUUCAGCAGGGUCUCAAUCCAUUGACCGUACUCUUGCGACGUGUCUUGCCCAACGAGCAGAUGGAUAUGAGCAUGGGUGAACUGGCCAGGGAAUACUAUAACCAGGGGAUCAAGGGUACCUUCCAUAUUAUCCGGAAUAUACCCAACUAUUCGGAAGAUCUGGCCGAUGGGGCCAAAGACAAAUGUCUUGACUUGGUUCAGAAGGCCAAGGAGAUGAAGUAUCAAGAUGGUUUCUGGUGGAGUACAGGCAAGGCUAGUAAGAAGAUGGGGAAUGCUUCUGCUGAUCCUGCUGCUGCCGGAGAUGGGCCAUCUCGAGAAACUUUAAUCAUUAUGGAAGAGCCAGCGGCCAUAGAUGAUCUUCCUGGCGAUGGCAAGGUUGCGCUGAAAGGAAGAAUGAAGUAAGAAAUCACCACCCAACUUAGAGAGAACAAAAAGCAGACUUAACUGCAUCAUGAUUUGUGCUCUGCUAAAACGAAAUGUUAAAUUUUUGUGUAAAGUUUAAGUAUUUCAAAUUCCAUAUUCAACACACCAAAAAAGCUAUUUUGGCCAUUAACUUUCAUUUAUAUAACAUUAAAUGCAACUUUUAUA
Messenger RNA from Drosophila eugracilis, 1189 nucleotides. Its product is annotated as MICOS complex subunit MIC13 homolog QIL1. Bases 500 to 1003 code for a protein of 167 amino acids. Gene Ontology annotation, biological process: cristae formation. NCBI's taxonomy places the organism in Eukaryota, Metazoa, Arthropoda, Insecta, Diptera, Drosophilidae. The transcript has a single exon. The record is from RefSeq and is a predicted model, not a curated record. Gene Ontology annotation, cellular component: mitochondrial crista junction; MICOS complex.